Messenger RNA from Stylophora pistillata, 3685 nucleotides. Its product is annotated as ubiquitin-protein ligase E3A. Gene Ontology annotation, molecular function: ubiquitin protein ligase activity. Gene Ontology annotation, biological process: protein polyubiquitination. The record is from RefSeq and is a predicted model, not a curated record. Lineage: Eukaryota; Metazoa; Cnidaria; Anthozoa; Scleractinia; Pocilloporidae.
ACCUAGCAUCAUGGACGUCGAGUUUCCUGGAAGAGGAGUUGGACUUUUACCAAACCCGUCAAUUUAGCUACAUUUUCCCCUCAACGAGAAAUAAUCUUUAUGUCGAACAAAGAAAAGUACUCAUCGGAUGGUAAGGGCCGUCGUAACGAGUCCAGGAACUGUAGCCAAGAUGACGUUGGUGAUGACAGCGCAGACAUGAAGCGAGCUGCUGAGCAAAAGAUAAAGAACUAUUUCUUCCAGCUCACAGAUGGUUGUGGCUCCCAUGGAUGUAACAAUGAGUACUGUGCAUCAAGCGGGAGAAAGCAAACCUCAAAGGAUGAUGCUGCAGCCUUGGCUUUACAGUUAUUUAUGAAGAAGGCCCGUCUGUGUGAACCUCUGCAAGAUAAAAAUCACAAAGUUCCAACACAGGAGGCACCAUUUCUAACAGAAAAAUCGAUCUUGACAAACCUUGACUCAUUCUUGGAAGAGGGAAGCUACAAGAAACUUGUGCAUAACAUUGGCAUUGUGUUUUCUAGUUCUGAAUCACUGAACAAAAGUUUCCAGUUAGAUUCAUCUAGUAGAAAAAUUUCAGGGACCAAUGUUGACAUAGAGGCUGUGCGGCGUAUGUAUGCAGCCCUGUUUAAAACAGGUGAUUCCUCCGUUGAAAACUCAUUGAUUAAUUCCCUGGUUGCCCUAUCUCCAACUCUCGAAAUGGAACUGCGAAUCAAGUCACCAAGCAACGACCCAAACUUCUUGAAUCAGUUUGUGAUUAUCAUGGAAAACACCAUGUUACAGAGUCCAGAAUAUUUAGAUCAAGCUCUUCCUAGUUUUCUCAAGGCCAUGGCACUUCUUUCUGUUAAACAACAAGCAAACUUAGUCCAAAUCUGGUCACAGUUUUCAAGUCAGGAUAUUCGACGUAUGGUGGAAACACUUCAGCAACUUGUGACAUACCAAGUUUUAACAGGACCUUGUGCUACAAGCAAUGCACCUGUACAAGAGGAUGAAGCGAUUGUAGCAGCAACCAAAGUCAUGAAACUUCUGUAUUAUGCUAGUAUAAUGGGUGGAAUCUCUGAUCAAAUUUGUGUAAGCAACAGUCAUGAUGGAGCCAUGGGAAGUGAUAAUGAAGAGGACCCUUUGGUUAAGGAAUUGAAAAUAGAUGUGCAAGACUGUCGCCAACCAUUAGUUAAACACCAAGAGUUUGUUAACGAUCCGUUAAAUGACCAAAUUGAAGUUGAUCGUGACUAUACUUACUACAAACAUGAGAAGGGUACUAAGUUUUCUUUUCUGAAAUACAACUUCAUCCUUUCUACGGCUACAAAGAGUGUGGGUUUGUUUUAUGACAAUCGGAUACGCAUGUACAGCGAGAGACGACUGACUAUACUGUACAGUCUUGUUAGAGGCGAGCAGGGAACACCCUACUUAAAACUAAAAGUUCGGCGAGAUCACCUAAUUGAAGAUGCACUUGUUAAUCUUGAAAUGACUUCCCAAGACAACCCUGGUGAUCUAAAGAAGCAGUUGUAUGUUGAAUUUGAGGGAGAGCAGGGAAUUGAUGAAGGAGGAGUGUCUAAAGAAUUUUUUCAGUUGAUUGUUGAGCAAAUAUUCAACCCAGAUUAUGGGAUGUUCACCUUUGACGAGGCCAUGCAUUACUGCUGGUUCAAUCUGAAUUCAUUCGAGACAGACAGCCAGUUCUUUUUGAUUGGUUUGGUCCUGGGCCUGGCAAUUUACAACAACGUCAUUUUGGAUGUGCACUUCCCAAUGGUUGUGUACAAAAAACUUUUUGGCAAGAAAGGAACUUUUGAAGACCUCAAGGUUUCACAUGCGGGUCUUGCUGCUGGUCUCCAGGACAUGCUUGAUUACAAGGGUGACGUUGAAGGUGACUUUAUGUGCAGUUUCACCAUUGGCUACACAGACAUGUUUGGCAUGUCAGUGACAAAGGAGCUGAAGAAAAACGGUGCAGAGAUCAGUGUUACCAAUCAAAAUAGACAGGAGUUUGUGGAUUUGUAUGCUGAUUUCAUCCUGAACAAGUCUGUUGAGAGGCAGUUUAAAGCGUUUCGACGUGGCUUUGACCUGGUGGUGAGUGAGUCACCUUUAAAGACGUUCUUUCGUCCGGACGAGGUGGAGUUGUUAGUAUCUGGCUGCCAGGAUUUCGACUUUGAUGCACUUGAGAAAUCUACUGAAUAUGAUAAUGGUCUUUCCGAAAGCUCAACAGUAAUAAGGUGGUUCUGGGAAGUGGUACACGAGUUUACCCUGGAGCAGAAGAAGCAGCUGCUGAUGUUCGCAACAGGAAGUGACAGGAUCCCCGUCGGUGGCUUCUCUAAACUCAAACUUGUCAUCGCCAAGAAUGGCCCCGAUUCGGACAGACUUCCAACCGCGCACACAUGUUUUAAUGUGCUCCUUCUCCCGGAAUACUCCAGCAAGGAAAAGCUUAAAGAAAGGCUACUGAAAGCCAUUACUCACGCCAAGGGUUUUGGUCUGUUGUAGCUGAAUCACAAUUGCAAGGAUAUAGUGUUCCCCUAUGAACAUGUAACUGGCAAAAUGGGGUGUCAGCGUUUAAAAGAAUGCGAUCAGAUGAAGACUCUGUUAUAUGAAACUGAAUGUUACCGCUUAAUAAUAACAAUAAUAAUAGUGAAAUCUUAGCCUCAAGUACUGAUUGCGGACUACUCAUGGUUGGCAUACAUUAGUUUAUCCUCUAAGUAACAAGAAUGUUUCCGCGUCAAUUUGCACACACGUAGAUUUUUCCGAGUUGGGUGUUUGACAGGGAAACAUUCGUAAUUCGUGUAUUCCAUUGAUAGUGCCAGGUAUGCCGCGAGUUGUGAUACUUUAAAAUUUUAUCUCAGGACUUAAACCAUUCACCAAACAGAUGUUAUGACGAGAAAGACUGAAUACGGAAUCUACGGCUCUUCUGUUCUGAUUAGGAAGGGUAUCAUGGCUUAGCGUAAAUGUAGGGAUUAAUAAGUGUCAUUUAUUUCUGCUGUUCCUGCAACUGUCGAAGAGUUAGUUACCUACAAAAUGGGUGAGAUCGGACGCGAAAAACUUGUAGGCGAACUUGACUGUUCUCAAAAAGUUGUUUCACCCAUGCAUACUAACGAACUCCACGGUUUUUCGAGGACUUUUCGAGUCGAUGAACUCUACUCUUCUUUAUUCCAGAAAUUCUAGGUAGUCUUUGAUUAAACUGUGCAUUUAACAGUCAUCUGCCGCAAAGUGUAGGACUUUAAAUAGAAUCUUCGACUCGAUUGGAUGAAUUUCUGUUCAUGCGCCAAAAAAAUUAGACUAGUUUCUUGAACGUUUGCUGAACCAUGAAACUGCAUCAAGCUCUCUUUAGGCUAACACUAAAAGCAACGUUAUUAGAGAACACAAAAGGCACAGAGUAACAUGCAGCGCGCGCGGGCCAGUAAAAAUUCGCGUGAAGCGUGGUGAAACCACCCAACUAGUAUCUUUGAGGAGUCGGCAUGACUGACUUAAGGUGAAGUUUACGGCUUUGGUGCUGCAAUUGAGUACUGUGGAGGGACGUCUGUGUAGGGUUUGUCCAUUUUAGUGUAGUAUUCCUUAUGUUCUGAAAGAAUUUCCACUUGUAGGGAUACAUUUACUGGUAAAGAUGUUCAGUGGUCAUCAUAGAUGAAAAAAGUGUUUUUAACUUUCCGUUUUAUGAAGUAAUUAAAAUUGUAUUUUUGAAAUUAAAGUAUGCAGUAAUAUUGUCCUUGGAAAA